Megalops cyprinoides (Indo-Pacific tarpon) is the source of this 3121-nucleotide messenger RNA. RefSeq names its product UPF0524 protein C3orf70 homolog A-like. The record is from RefSeq and is a predicted model, not a curated record. NCBI's taxonomy places the organism in Eukaryota, Metazoa, Chordata, Actinopteri, Elopiformes, Megalopidae. Bases 885 to 1688 code for a protein of 267 amino acids. The transcript is spliced from 2 exons.
GGCUGCACACGGACAGCACAAGGAGUUCUAUUAUCUAAUAAGAUUUUGGAAUUAAAGUGCACAAAUGGCUAUUUUAGUUUUGUCUAUUAGGUUGGCGUUUGAAAGCUAUGCUAUUAGGAAAUGGUUUAUUUGCAAGCAUUCGGAAUGUUUGAGCUCUAACUGAACACCUUUAAUUUUCUUUAUAAUAAGAAUGACAUCGAAAAUAUAUCCACGUUGCACAACCGUCUUACUUUUUCGGAAACAGGGGACCGUUAUUACUGCUUAACCGCGACAGGAAAAAGAGGGUUCAGGUCACAUUAUUUUUUUCAAUGGGGCAUCUCAUAUUGUGCUGUUGUGGUGGUAUAUGUGCUUAAACAUCUCAGCUGGUUCCAAUGAGCAGACGCGUCGGAAUCGGGCUGCGCGCAGCCGUGCAGCUCCGCGGCCGGAGUAACUGGAUCCCCAGACUUCCCUUCGAGUCGCAGUAAAGUUCCGAAGACAGAGGGGCGUAGAAACGGGAAACGAAACGCCGAGCUCGGCAUCUUCACGGAGACCCGGUCCUUACUCUUGUGGAUUUACUCGGUUUUAACUGAAAAAGAUGCGCUUUGAAAAGGAAAUAUUCAGUAUAUAAUUGGAUAUAUCUUUUUUCAAACACCGGGCAACAUCUGUCUGUUAUGUUUGACGUUUCUUAAACUUUACGUCUUGUAGCUACACAGUUUUUUUUUUUCCUUCGAAUUUUUUUGACAGACGUGGGCCUACUGCUGGGUAACAUUGGCAAGGAUUUUCAGAACGCAGUUUUUUUUUUGUUUUGUAGAUACAAGCACAAGUUGCCCACAGCUCUCAUUUUCUCUCUGUGGUUUCUUUAGAAUUUCGGGCGUGUUUUGUUGUGAUUUCCUGUAGGGAGUUAUAUGAUGGCCGCUUCUGGAGUGCAGAAGAUUGCUAAGAGCGAUAAGUUGGACGAGGCGCAGGCGCUGGCCAGAAGCUGCGCCGGGAGACCCGACUUUCUGCCGUGCGACGGGCUGUCCAUCUGCGCCACUCACAGCCACGGGAAGUGCUUCAGACUGCACUGGUGCUGCCACUUGGGCUGGUGCCACUGUAAGUAUGUGUACCAGCCCAUGACCGGUGUGUGCCAGCUGCCCAGCACGCAGGUGCCUGUGGAGCCCUCCGACAGCAGCCACACGGUGGCGCUGUCAGCCUCGCUGGCUGAGCGCUUCCUGAAGACGUCCCGCUGCUUCCUGGCCCCGCCCUGCCCUGAGCCACCCAGGUACUGCGUCAUCUCCGAGCUCUUCGUCGAUGACUACAUGGUCAAGCGCAUCAAUGGGAAGAUGUGCUAUGUGCAGCGGCCGCUGCCCUCCCCACCGGCUCCCCCAGCCACCACACCCCAGCUGCCCCCCCCGCCCAGCCAGGUGGCAUGCCUCCCCCACGCUGGGCCCAAGCAGCCUUGCCCCAAGGACAAGGUGGUGGCGCCCAAAAUGGACCACUGCUCCUCACCCUCCAGCUCGGAGGACUCUGGCAUCAAUGCGGUGGGAUUGCACUACCUGGAGUCAUGUGACGAGGACUCUGAGGAGGAAGAGGAGGAAGAGGAGGAUGACGAGCUGAGCACCGAUGGAGACUCCAGUCCCAGCAGCCUCUGGGAGCAGGAGGAGUGCUCGCUGCUGUCCCCCUCUAAAUCCUCCAUGGAGAUCAUUGAGAAAAUUGAAACCACUGUCUGACGCCACCGUGGUCACAGGGCCUUGCUUCUCUGAUGGGAUAAUUUGCAUCAAAGUGCAUUUAUGUCUUUUGCCAGCACCACUGCUUUUGCACCAACUCACAAAGCUACUACUGUGGCUACUACUACUGCACUGGGAGGAGGGCUGGCCUGGGGUUAGGGACUGUCUCCUUUACUCUGAGCCAACCCACGGUUAGGGACCGUUUCCUUUACUCGGAGCCGGUCCCUUUACACCUCUUAAUUCCACACUCCUCCUGCCCUGCAUGGAUGUUCUGACAGAGAUAUCUAGCAUGGACCUGUUUUGCAAAAAAAAUACCAUUUGAAAUAAAGAGAGGACACACCCAUGCACAUACAGUAUAUGACCAAAUAUACCAAAUGUAAACACUAGACUGUUAUAUAUUAAGAGUUUUAAGUUUAUAUAUAAAGAAGAAUAUCAUUUGUGGGCCUGAACCGUAGGAGCGCUGAAGAGAACUGCCAUUUAAAUGCAAAUGCAGGAAGCGUAGAGCUGCAUCUCUGGGGUCCCGCAGCGAGAGCAGGAGAGCCUCUGAAAGGAAGCAGUGAUUCAGCUCCAUCCCUGCAACUGCACGACAUCAUCCCCUCACUGCCUGUCAAUCACAUAGCUCGCACACUGUCAUUAAUGCACACAAGGCACAUGACAUGAAACCUCCAGCCUAUCGUGGUGUUGCAAAUUAACUUUUAACUACUUGUACAUUAUAGGAUUUUCAAAAGGUGGAAGCUGAGAGGUUUUUUAGACAAUCAGAGAAUAUAAAGCCCACAUUUCCCUGCUGGGGGCAGGACAGUCACCCUGUUUGCAGUGUCUUCGAUGGUGGAAAUGAGCGCAGCGUCCUGUCCUGUGACAGCGAGCUGAGAGCGCAGUGAUUCUGACGCACAUGCUGGAUCUGAAGGUGCAGAGCUGUGAACAGAGGAGGUGUUGCAGGGUGAGUCUGUGGCAUCAGCUGAGACAGGAAGGCAGGAAACCUCCCCAAAGCAGCGGCCCACUGAAGCUCGGAGAUAGUGAGGUCUUUCAGCAGUUUCACCCGACUGUCCUGCUGAAAGACCUCACUUUGCCAUCAGUAGCAGAGCACAAACCGUUCGGUCUUCAAGCACAGGGUCUGGCCAUUGGCUCCAGGAGAGAAUGGGGUGCAGGAUCCAGGACCAGCCCAGCACACAGGGACACACAAGGACACACAGGAGAUACCUGCCAUUCUGCACUCUCUGUGCUAACGUCCUUCUUCAGGGACAAAUUUGUAAUCAUAAACUAUACACAAAUGCAUAUAAACAUGUAUCACAUGUCAACAUUGGUUGUAUUAAAGCCACUUUUGUUAUGAACCUUAUUAUUAAUGCUCUUAUUUUCUUAUGAAUAAAUGUAAAUUAUGAAAAUGUUUUCUGUAUUUGUGAAGUAAAGGAAUUCCUACCAUGACCUCAGACCUCACCAUC